UUAUAGAUGUGAUUAGGCUAUAUGUGUUUGACGGCUGUUUGCAGCUCUUUUUGGUUAAGUACGUUAGCACCAUGGGUGUCUUGGUAAUAGCGUUGUUGUUUGGGAUUUUCAGAGUAUAUACUAUUUAAAGCUGGAAGUCUAGCUAACGUUAACAUUUGGCUACCAAUGGAUGUCAUUCAAGGGAUCAGAGUUCAGAGACCUUUUACCAAGUGCAGUUCUGGCUUCAGUGACUGAAGGAGGCAGACGAGAAAGUGCUGCUUGGUCCAGUGAAUGGAAAAUUUAUCCUAUGUUCAUGAAAAUGCCCAGAUGGAACUGUUGAGAGUAAAGAGCAUGUUCUCUGCUAUUUCUGCAGUAAGGAAUUUCCUCAAGUCUGAAGUAUCACCUUAAUGCAAAGCAACCCGGAUGUUCACACGGAGCAUCCAGGCUAUCACAGCUGGCAGAUCAGGUUCAACAUAGCCAUGUGAAGUGUGUCACAGAUGUGGUUGUUCAGGGCUGAUUUGUGAAAGUGGCAGGAGAGAGCGUGAUGGAAGACGCAGCCUGUCAGCUUGAGAGAGACCAUGUGCACAAUGUUUAUGAGAAGAUUGCACCUUACUUCAAUGACAGUCGUUACAAAGCCUGGCCUAGAGUGCGUCAGUUUCUUCUGGAACUGGAGCCAGGUAGUAUUGUGGCUGAUGUGGGCUGUGGUAAUGGCAAGUAUCUCCACAUUAAUGAAAAUGUCUUCAAGCUGGGGUGUGACGUAUGCCGCCCACUUGUGGAAUCUGCCUGGAACCAAGGAUAUGAGGUUCAGCUCUGCGAUAGCUUGCGCCUUCCCUACCGUGAUGGCUGUUUUGAUGCCAUUCUUUCCAUAGCAGUCAUUCAUCACUUUUCCACCAAAGAGAGGCGUAUUCGCGCAAUAAAGGAGAUGGCUCGUACACUACGGAUGGGAGGACGCAUGAUGAUCUACGUGUGGGCCAUGGAGCAGAAGAGACGGAAGUUUGAAAAGCAGGACAUCUUUGUACCCUGGAACCCCAACCUGCCAUCCUGUCCUAAUUGUGACCAAAUCAUUAGCAGAUGCAGAGCUCAGGGAGAGGGUUUGGAAUGUGGUAGCCAUAACAGUGAUUGGUGUGAAAAGCACAGGAAAGUGAAGAGCACAUCCUCCAUGUUGGAUGAAGAAGAGUCUCCCGUUUCCACCCAACCUCGAACACAGAGAUUAUGGUUUUUCUCCAGGUCUUUAGACUCAGUAUUGGACUUCAGAAGCCUCACUGUUUCUCAAUCCAAUUCACGAGAACUCAAUGCAGAAUGCCCCCCAAAUGAAGAGAGGGAUGGUGAUGGUGCCAGGUCUGUCUCUUGGAGCAGGGGAGGAAACUUCAUAAGGCAGGUUUCUAGUCUCUUCUCUUCAAGGAGCAGUCUAGAGGAAGACAUCUUUGGCUCUGUUACAGAUCUCUGUGCAGACCAAAGGUCAACAGAAAAGAAUAAUGAUGGUUCUGCUAUGACACAAUCUGUCUCCUUAGUCCAAGAGUGUUCAUCCAUGCCACUACCUGACCUAGUGUCUUACCAAAAAGAUAUGCAAUUUGAGGAAGGGGAGGGAAGUUGCCACAAGAGGCAAGAGAACAGAGAUCCCUUGCAGAAACUAGAAGACAGUACAAGGUGUGUGGAAACCUAUUGUAAGUCAGAGGGAGGAGAGAAGUUAAUGCGGUACUACCAUGUCUUCAGACAUGGGGAACUGACUGAGCUAAUUGAAAAUAAUGUUGAGGAGCUUCACAUUCUGCAGACCUUCUUAGAUCAUGCAAACUGGUGUGUGGUUGCAGAAAAGGUGAAAGCUUAAAAAAGAAACAUUUUAAAAUGUUUUAGUGAUGACAAUUCCAGAUGUGGAUUUUUUAGUGUUUCAUUCUGGCUACUACUUGGAAGGAUGAAAAAUGAACUGUUUUAAGACUUAAAGGUGCCAUGUGUAAUGUCCGCCAAAAAAUCAAUUCAUACUCCACAUUCCAUAAAAAAUGGGGGCAGUA
This is a messenger RNA of Alosa sapidissima (American shad), 1985 nucleotides long. RefSeq names its product tRNA methyltransferase 9B (gene trmt9b). Gene Ontology annotation, cellular component: nucleus; cytoplasm. Gene Ontology annotation, molecular function: S-adenosylmethionine-dependent methyltransferase activity; tRNA binding. The transcript is spliced from 6 exons. Bases 524 to 1804 code for a protein of 426 amino acids. The record is from RefSeq and is a predicted model, not a curated record. Gene Ontology annotation, biological process: tRNA wobble uridine modification. NCBI's taxonomy places the organism in Eukaryota, Metazoa, Chordata, Actinopteri, Clupeiformes, Clupeidae.